Messenger RNA from Engraulis encrasicolus (European anchovy), 1757 nucleotides. It is a transcript of the gene creb5b, whose product is annotated as cAMP responsive element binding protein 5b. The coding region runs from base 118 to 1710 and encodes 530 amino acids. Gene Ontology annotation, molecular function: DNA-binding transcription factor activity, RNA polymerase II-specific; cAMP response element binding. Lineage: Eukaryota; Metazoa; Chordata; Actinopteri; Clupeiformes; Engraulidae. Gene Ontology annotation, biological process: regulation of transcription by RNA polymerase II. The record is from RefSeq and is a predicted model, not a curated record. The transcript has 13 exons.
AAUAGAACGCAUUGUAAUCGCGCGCCUCAGUCCAGCGUGCUCGGUCGGUUCGCGAGAGACGCUACAUCUAUCUACUCACGCGCUUCACUCACUAGAUCGGUCUAUGUGGCCACAGAGAUGAACUCGGAGCAGGAAAGGCCGUUUGUGUGCAGCGCACCUGGCUGCUCACAGAGGUUCCCAACUGAAGACCACCUGAUGAUCCAUCGUCAUAAACACGAGAUGACGCUCAAGUUUCCUCCAAUCAAGACAGACAACCUGCUGUCAGACCAGACCCCAACCCCCACGCGCUUCCUGAAGAACUGUGAAGAGGUCGGACUGUUCAACGAGCUGGAGCUGGAGCCUGCCCACACACACACACACUCACACUCACACACACAUCCGCACACACACCCUCACACACACACAGAGCUGGAGCCGGACUACUGCAAGACACAGAGAGAGGAGGAGGAGGACAGCAAACAGAAUCUCUCCCUGCACGGUCAGCCGACCCCCCAGCAACACCAGCAGCAACCGCCCCCCCACCCCAGGAUGGGUAGUCACGACAACGGCCGGAUGGGUAGUCAUGACAACAGCAUGAUACAGCAGCCGCUGCCGUCGCCGCAGUCCUCCUCCGUCAUCACACAGGCGCCCUCCACCAACCGCCAGAUCGGGCCGGUGCCGGGCUCGUUAUCGUCUCUUCUUCACCUGCGGAACAGACAGCGCCAGCCGCUACCCGCCUCCAUGCCCGGAACACUACCCGACCCCGCCAUGCCCGGAUCAUCAGUACUCAUGCCCAUGGAGCGUGGGAUGUCUAUGAUGGGCAUGCAGGCUCCGCCCCCCCACUCAUCUUGCUCCUCCCCCCUCGGACCCAACAUGCACUCAGAAGCCAAACUGAGGUUGAAGGCAGCUCUGGCUCAUCACCCAGGUGGGGGCGUGGCCAACGGCGGCAUGGGUCACAUGAUGGACAUGAUGACGUCAUCGCGCGGCGCCGAGCCGGGGGCUAUGAUGUCAUCAAGAGGCGCCGAGCAGCAUAUGCAGCAUCAGCAGCAGCAGCACAUGCAGGGCCCCACCCUCUCAUACCAGACACACACACACUCACACACACACACACACCACCACCCGGGACACACGCACACACACACACACCCCGCACACAUGCACCCGCACUCACACUCACACACACACCAGACCUCGCCCCACCACAUGCACGCCGGAGCAGCCUCUCAGCAGUUGGACCGGCGGGCGGCUGCGUUCAGGGAGGAGUUUGGCUUUAGGUCCGAUUCAGAUGCAGAUGAUGUUCCCCCAUCAUGCUGGCAGUCUCAGCAGAUGGCUGCUAGCGGUGCUGUGGGUGUAGCCCCCCCUAGUGGUGGUCGGCGGCGGCGCGCGGUAGACGAGGAUCCGGACGAGAGACGGCGGAAAUUUCUGGAACGAAACCGAGCGGCCGCAACCAGAUGUAGACAGAAGAGGAAGGUCUGGGUCAUGUCACUUGAGAAGAAAGCAGAAGAACUCACACAGACCAAUAUGCAGCUACAGAACGAGGUGACGCUUCUGAAGAGUGAGGUGACCCAACUGAAGCAGCUGCUGCUGACACACAAGGACUGUCCAAUCACAGCCAUGCAGAAGGAGAACCAGGGAUACCUCAGUCCGGAGAGUAGUCCAGCUGGGAGUCCGUCAUCUCAACAAGUCAUCCAACACAGCAGCGUCUCAACAUCCAGCACACACACACACUGAACACACACACACACACACACACUGAACACACACUGAACACACACACA